This is a messenger RNA of Epithele typhae, 738 nucleotides long. RefSeq lists its product as uncharacterized. Bases 1 to 738 code for a protein of 245 amino acids. The record is from RefSeq and is a predicted model, not a curated record. Lineage: Eukaryota; Fungi; Basidiomycota; Agaricomycetes; Polyporales; Epitheliaceae. The transcript is spliced from 3 exons.
AUGUCCUGCUUAGAUGGGUACAUGAACAUCGCGCUCGAGCAGAUGGAGGAGCAUGCGAACGGCAGGAUCACAAAUCGGUAUGGGGACGCGUUUAUGCUUUGUGAAUUCUCUCACUCUUGUAUCAAUCAUCGCACUGCAAUCACACUUGAACAUACGCAUGCGCACGCGGCGGAGCUGGUUGCGGGCGCGCGGUCGGAGCUGGUGGACGUCGAGGCGGUCACGCUCGGACGGACGAUGGGAUGGGACGUGGCGAAUGCGGCGGCCCCGCUGCUGUGCCGUCUCAAGACUCCCGCGUGGGACGCGGAGGGCGACGGGACGCAGAAGGAGAUAGAGUUCUCGGCGUCGAAGCUGCGAUUGACCGUGAUCUUCGCGAACCCAACGCCGCCAGAUAUGGACAAGGUUCCGAGCGAGAUCCACGAGCUGAUUGGUGCGGCCAGGCUUGAGUAUGUGCACAUUGUGCUCCAUGACGAAUCCUUGGACGAGAACGACGGUUCGAACCCUCUGUCCCGAGAGGUGUCCAAUGCCACGCACGCUCGGAUUGAAUGGUCGAGGGCAAACAGCUUCCUCCUCACCCUGUCACGCUCCGCGAGCACCAUUCGCUCUGUGGCGUUCACCGUCAGCGAAGGAUAUCCAUACCUCUGGACGGCCGUGGAACAAAAGGACUCGGCGGCGCUAGAGUGGAAGUUGGAGGAGGAGCCUUCUUUGACUGAGACGGCAAUACACCGUCAAGAGAAAUAG